AUGGAGCCAUCCCCAAUCGAGUUCGUCACCGUCAAGACGACACUUCCAAAAUUACCCUUUCCCAAAAACAAUGAGCGGGAGCCUUUUCGGACGGAGCGUCUGCUGAUGCGGCCCUUCACGGAGGACGACUUUGAGGCAUUGCGCGUCCUUCGUACGCAACCCGAAGUCAUGGUGUGGUUCACGCAGGGUAGGCCAGACAAGGAUGUUGAAGAAACCAAAAAGGCCCUCGCCCUUCAGCUUCCCCCGAACGAUCUUGAACGAUACAACUGGGCCAUCUGCCUCGCCGAGACGGGAGAGUUCAUCGGCAUCGGAGGAAACGGCAUGUGGAACGGAGAGCUGGGUUGGCCUGAGGUGGGAUACAGCCUCGUGAAGGAGCACUGGGGCAAAGGCUACAUCACAGAGUUCCUGAGGGGUUACCUCGCCCAGUGGUGGGCGCUUCCUCGAGAAGAGGUUGAGCUCAAGGUGGACAAGAACUCUGUCCGUGGGGACGGCGGCGUCGAGGAAGAAUGCGUAGUAGCCAUUACAGUGGACGACAACGCAUCGAGCCAGAACGUGCUGCGAAAGUGUGGCUUCGACUUGGUGACGGCGUGGGAGGAGACGGAUCUCAGGGACACGAGCAAGAUGGUUACCCUGUAUGGAUUUGUUGCACACAAGGAAAAGUCUCUAUGA
Fusarium vanettenii 77-13-4 is the source of this 669-nucleotide messenger RNA. RefSeq lists its product as uncharacterized. The record is from RefSeq and is a predicted model, not a curated record. The coding region runs from base 1 to 669 and encodes 222 amino acids. Lineage: Eukaryota; Fungi; Ascomycota; Sordariomycetes; Hypocreales; Nectriaceae. Gene Ontology annotation, molecular function: acyltransferase activity, transferring groups other than amino-acyl groups. The transcript has a single exon.